This is a messenger RNA of Colletotrichum scovillei, 1578 nucleotides long. RefSeq names its product sugar transporter. The coding region runs from base 1 to 1578 and encodes 525 amino acids. Gene Ontology annotation, molecular function: carbohydrate:proton symporter activity. The transcript has 3 exons. Gene Ontology annotation, biological process: transmembrane transport; carbohydrate transport. The record is from RefSeq and is a predicted model, not a curated record. Lineage: Eukaryota; Fungi; Ascomycota; Sordariomycetes; Glomerellales; Glomerellaceae. Gene Ontology annotation, cellular component: membrane.
AUGCUAGGAUUAAAUCUUCCAAAGACGUAUAAUGUCUACUUUCUGGCUCUUAUUUCAACUGUUGGAGGGAUGUUAUUUGGUUUCGACAUCUCCUCCAUGUCGGCUGUAGUCGGCACGAAUCAAUAUCUGGAAUUCUUCGACAACCCGACUGGUGCUCGGCAGGGCGCGAUAGGGUCGGCCCUGGCUGCCGGAUCUGUACUCGGAUCUGCCCUAGCUGGUUACGUCUCGGAUAAGAUUGGGCGCCGCGAUGCCAUCUGGUGGUCUUGCACAUUCUGGAUGGCAGGCACUGUUAUUCAAACCGCUGUACAAAAUUGGCAAAUGCUGCUUGCCGGAAGGAUCAUUAAUGGCAUCACAGUCGGCGUCACCAGCUCUCAGGUACCCGUUUACCUUGCGGAAAUUGCGAAGCACGAUAAGAGAGGAUCCAUCAUCAUUAUUCAACAGCUUGCCAUUGACGUCGGAUUCACCGUCUACUUUUUCGUGGGUUACGGCUGCAGCUUCAUCCCGGGCCCGGCAUCAUUCCGGACUACGUGGGCGGUGCAGUUUGUUCCCUGCGCCCUGUUGAUGGUCGGUUUGCUGUUUCUUCCCGAGUCCCCACGCUGGCUGUUGUCGAAAGACAGAACGAACGAGGCACUUAUUGUACUCGCCAAUGUCCAAGCCGGGGGGAAUAUCGAUGAUCCCGCGGUCUUGGCCGAGUUGGAAGAAAUCCAAAACACCUUGCGCGUCGAACGCGAGGUAGGGCGCGGAUGGCGCAAGUUUGUUAGUAAUGGCAUGUGGAGGCGGACGCUUGUUGGCUUCAUGGUUCAAGCCUGGCAGCAAAUGGCAGGAGCGAACGUUAUAACAUACUACGUCGUCUACCUCUUCCAAAUGGCAAACUUGACUGGCAACAUCAACCUUAUCGCAUCAAGCAUCAACUACAUUCUCGCCCUCCUCUGUACGAUUGUUGCGUUCUUCUACAUCAACCGAACUGGACGCCGUCCACUACUGAUUUACGGCGCCAUUGGCAUGGGAAUAUGUCACUUCAUCAUUGGCGCAAUGAUUGCGGCGUUCAAGCAACCGGCGCCAGGAGGCGUGGCUGGUAACCUGAAUGUCCUUGUCAAAGUCGUUGGACGACCAUCUCACGUCAUCAUCGCCUUCUCUUAUCUUCUCAUUAUGGUGUACUACUUUACUCUGGCGCCCGUGACGUGGGUGUUCUCUGCUGAAGUCUGGUCGUUGGGAACAAGAGCAACAGGGAUGGGCAUUGCGACUAUUGGUAACUGGAUCUUCAACUUCGCCCUAGGACUCUUUGUACCCCCCGCCUUUCGCGAGAUUGAUUUCGGUCUGUUUGUUAUCUUUGGUUGUUUGUGCUUUUGUGCCGCGGUCUUUGCAUUCUUCAUGUACCCAGAGACAUGUGGAAAGACGCUCGAGGAAGUUGAGAUAAUGUUUGCCAACGAUGGACCACACCCGUGGCAUACCAAGGUUGGUAACAGCAGGCUGGACCAAGAAGUGCAACAAAUAAACGACAAGCAAAAGCAAGACAUCGCGAUAAAGCGCAUGCAGAAGGCGGAAGCUGACGAGGUGGAGGUUACACACUCGGUCUAA